AUUUAAUGAUUUAUUUUCUUUAAUAUCAAAAAAUAUAUAAUUUAUAUUUUAAAUAUAUUCUUUACUUUUUGAAAUUUUUGAAAUUUUAAUAUAUAAAAUUUCGAAUUUUUUUUAAAUUUUCCAAAUUUAAUAUUUUAUUUUUUUUAAUAUCAAAAAAAUAUAUAUUAAAAUGUCGAGAGAGUCCGGUAGAAGGUCCGUGGAUAUGGGCGCCGUGAACCGAAGUUUGAGGAAAGGAAAAGCUAAAGCCUCCUCCGACGGUUCGACCUCACACGGUUCUCGAGGAAGACACUCCGUCUCUUCCUUUCCUACUAUCCCCGAUCAAUUCAUCGGGGACGGUAUUACGGAUGAAGAAUUCGACCAGAUUUCUUCUGGUAGAGGGGACGCGAAUCUCCCCACUCUUGAUAGUCUAUUCGAAGAUGUUGAUGAAGCAGGACUGGAUAAUCUGGACGGGGACAAGGAGCCUACACCGCACAGCAACGACGUCGACGUGGAGGCAGGUGAGCCCGAGACCUCUCGAGGUCCGGACAAAGCACAUAAUAAUUCUAGCUUCUUCUCUCAUUUGGCUCCUAGUUCUGUGGCUGUAGAUACUCGAAUCCAUCAGUGAUUCCUGUUCUACAUCAUUGGUAUCAGAGCUCCAUGUUCUUGUGAUCUGUGGAUCGACAAUGGCGCCAGCGAGAAAAGAUCAAGCAACCACCAUGGACGAGCAAAUCAAAAGCUUACAAGAAACAAUUCAGACGCAAUUCCAGUUGCAAAAUGAUUCCUAUCAACGACAAAUGAUGGAAUUGAGACAGGAGAUGAUGCAAAUGAUGACUCAACUCACUCAACGAAACGCUAAGGAGCGCGAAGAAGUCUCAUGAAUUGUCUCUCGAACCGCCAUACUCAGUGCAUUCGACGGCCAUGGAUAACAAUAAGCAUCAUUUGGGGGUCCAGCGUUGGAUUGCACCAUUGAUAUUGAUAAAAUACCUGGAAUGAAGUUAACCAUGAAAU
Molecule: messenger RNA, 987 nt
Organism: Cuscuta campestris
Lineage: Eukaryota; Viridiplantae; Streptophyta; Magnoliopsida; Solanales; Convolvulaceae
Source: the annotation of a GenBank genome assembly